CACCCAACAGUUCAAGAGAAGGGAUAAAGAAAAAGAGAAGAAACUCACCCCAUUCACCAUGACGUCCAGGAGGUCUGGAAAUGGAUGUUCUUUCUGAGGACUGAUGUAGUCAAAAUAUUUUUGUAGAAUUAACUGUGAUCUGUGGGUUGGGGAGCAGCCUGGCUUUGAAAGGUUUGGAUUUCUUUUAAGUUUUGGUACACCAAAUGGUUGUGUGUUGUGGACAUUCAGCUGCUUCACACCUACAUCGUUCCAGGAAACACGGAAGCAGCAAGCGCCCAUGAUGGACAAGGACUUUGCUUCUUCCCCACACAGGACCCGGAGGUGUAUUCCAACCUUAGGAGCCUCAUCCAAUCCCAGCCGCAUCCCAGGACACACGACUCGCUCCCUUGGAAUUGGGGGGCUCACGGCUCUCAGCCCCAUCUUGAAAAAGGAAGCCUGCCUCAACUCCUUCAGGCAGGACCCCACAAAACAGCUCCCUUUGGCAAAAGGCAGAGGGAUUCCUAAACCUCAAUCGAGGCUUGGGCCCCCAAAGCCUCCUCGUUGCCAUGAGGGGCUCCUCUCCUCAAGCCCAGCUCCUACUGCCUCCCAGUCUCUUCAGUGGACAGCAGCCAAUGGUUUGGAGGCACGUAAACUAAGCUCUCUCUCAUUUACUCUUCAGAGGAGCACCAAUGCCCCUCCAGCUGGCCGGCAACUCCUCUCACACUCUAUGGCAGCAAGGAGGGAGUUCCAGAAGGUUCCCUUCCAAAAGGAAGCAUCGGGAAGGAGAGAGGAGUUGCCUUCACCAAGCCAUCUGCCAUCGUCUGGAUUACAAACCUUGCCUCAAAGGAUAGCUGAGAAUUCAGCUGAUAUGCAAACCACUCUUUUCCAGGAGGACGGAAAUCAUACCUCAGAUGCAGGCAUGCCAGGUUCCCAGAGACGUUUGGCCCCUGCAAGCCCAUCACCUCCUCCUCCCCCUCAGCCACUUCCCAAAACCACAGAAGAUCCCACAAAUUCACCCCUGAAAGAAACGGUUCAGGAGGACUUUGCUUCUAAUGACAGAUAUGGCAUCCCAAAAGGCAUUGAUGCGCCCCAAGGCUUAGCUGAAUCUGGAAAGAUGUUACUACCCUUCCCUCAGGAGUGUCUUGAGGAGCAUGCUCUGAAUGGCAACUGCUUCAUGGCAGAUUCCACGAUGUCUCCUGUGACAAAUACAACUGGGUUUGAAUGGCCAGUAGAUACCAAGCCUGAAGCAGCCAUGUCUGAGCUGGUGCCAGAGCCACGGCCAAAACCAGUCGUGCCAAUGAAACCCGUGGGUAUGAAUUCAAAUCUGCUGGGCUACAUUGGGAUUGACACCAUCAUAGAGCAGAUGCGCAAGAAGACCAUGAAAACUGGAUUUGACUUCAACAUCAUGGUUGUCGGCCAGAGCGGACUGGGCAAAUCCACACUUGUGAACACCCUCUUCAAAUCCCAAGUCAGUCGCAAGUCUUCAGGCUGGAGCCGCGAGGAGAAGAUCCCUAAGACAGUGGAAAUCAAGGCCAUUGGGCAUGUUAUUGAAGAAGGUGGUGUCAAAAUGAAGCUCACAGUUAUUGACACCCCUGGAUUUGGUGACCAGAUCAACAAUGAAAACUGCUGGGAGCCCAUUGAGAAAUAUAUUAAUGAGCAGUAUGAGAAGUUCCUGAAGGAGGAGGUCAAUAUUGCAAGAAAGAAACGGAUCCCAGACACGAGAGUCCACUGUUGUCUCUACUUUAUCUCCCCCACAGGUCACUCCUUAAGACCUUUGGAUAUGGAAUUCAUGAAGCACUUGAGCAAAGUAGUCAACAUCAUCCCAGUUAUCGCCAAGGCAGACACCAUGACUCUGGAGGAGAAGAUUGAGUUCAAACAGAGGGUCCGCAAGGAACUGGAAAUCAAUGGCAUCGAAUUUUACCCCCAAAAAGAGUUUGAUGAGGACCUUGAAGAUAAGACAGAGAAUGACAAAAUCAGGCAGGAAAGUAUGCCAUUUGCUGUGGUGGGCAGUGACAAGGAAUAUCAAGUGAAUGGGAAAAGGGUCCUGGGGAGGAAGACACCCUGGGGAGUCAUCGAAGUGGAAAAUCUCAGUCACUGUGAAUUUGCUCUACUUCGAGACUUUCUCAUUAGGACCCACCUUCAAGAUCUAAAAGAAGUAACGCACAACAUCCACUAUGAGACUUACAGGGCUAAACGACUGAAUGACAAUGGGGGGCUCCCCCCAGUGACCGUAGAAACAGAAGAAAACCAUGAAAGCAACCUGUGAAGGACCUAUCAAGUUAUCUGCCAUCUCUGAAUUAUUACCACUACUACCACCCCAUCCCUUGAUUUGAAUUCAGGCCUCUCUUUGAAGCAUGUGGAAUAUCCUUUGUGUGUGCAUACUGGGGAAGAACCCCAACUUCACCCAAAUGUUCCCAUCUAUUAUUAUUAUUAAUAUUAUUAUUAUUAUUUGAAUUUUGUAUUUUGCACAGCAGACUCUAGUCUUCCGUUGUAUUCCAAGAUUCAAUUGUGCAUCCUGAUUGUGGGGAAAGUUGAAGGAAUUCUGGAAGUGGUGCAAUCUCUGGGGGUCACGUGAAAUGCCUCCGAGGGAGAAUAAUGAGAUCAAUGUAAGGAUGUUGUAUGCACUGUGGUGGAAACAGAGAGCCAUAUUUUGGAUGCGAGUUUCACAGCUCUGGAAGAGACUGGGUUGCUCUGCAGCUGUGAUAGAUGGUUUGUGUCGUAGGCUCAGUUCUCAGCAUGGAAGCAGGAAAAAUGGACUCAGGCUAGAUCUCGCUAAAACAGUUAUGUGAAUUAAGGUGCAGUGAAAUAAACGGGAGGGAAUCUUUUGCCAAGUAAAUGUGUUUCAAUGUGCCAGUGUAAAAAAAGAAAAGAAGACAGGAAUUUGACCAUUUUGGACCAUACCGAUGGGAGGCAAAGUUGUUGAAUGAAAAACAAGAGCGGAGAAUUGAUUUGGGAGUAUUAGUUUUCUUGGUGUAGGAGGGGGGAGCAUUUAAUAGUGAGGAACUGCUUUCAAACUGCGCUUUAAACAUUUUUGUUAAGGUUCAAAGCCACCCUUGUCACCAUUGCAUAUCUGAUAUCUUGAUGCUGACACUGGCUCUUAGAUUUGUCAGAUUCUGCUCUUUUAACAGAAACAUUGCUGUAAUAAUCCCCUUUGGAUUGUUGCAGCAGCUGGAAACACCAAGAAUGCAACAUGUUCCAAUUGUGCCUUUCCACUCUCUGACCUACUGAGGAGAAGACAGCUUUCUGCAAAGCAGAGAGCCCCUUAUGUUGGGAGGAUUCCCCUCCCAAAGAAGAUGUCUCCUCAUCCAUUGCAUACUGAGAGGUCAAACAGCAUGAAGAGGCUAUUUGGGCAGAACACAAUUGCCCUUGAUCCCAUAGCAUGGCAUUCUUAACCUGACUUUGCUCUCUACAGGCUAUCCUUGGGUGGUCUAGGAAUCAGCUUGAUUGUAGGUAUGCCGCCAAUUACGUAUCUUUAGAUAUGUAAUUCGGUAGCACCAUCCAAAUUCUGAGAAUCACAGCCUUUGUUUUUGAAACAAGAGCAAGUGCCUAGGUUUCAAAAUGGUGGAGGGGGGAAAUUUGUUAAGAUGUUAAUGCAUCUGCAGAAGGCUGAGAAAGCAGAAGUGGCUUGUGUGGGAUUUCUGGUGGUCAGGAGGACUUACAUUGACCUGUGCAGGCCCCAGACUGUCCCUGCUCCAUCCUGUUUUUGUUAUUUUGUACUGUCUCUCAAAGUGCCAGAAGUACUAUAUCUCAAAGUGCCGGAAACACCUAACUACUUUUCAGAUGUUAAUUCAUAAACCUGUGUUCAAAUUCAAAGGAACUUUCUGCCCAAUAUAAUUUAGUAAAAAAAGAAAAAAAUCGUGCCUCAUAUUUCUCCCAAUUGGAACCAAGCCAGCUAACAAUAGCAGAAUUAACAACGCAAAAUGAGGGUAUAGGAAGCCAUUGGUCCACCUAGUUCAGUACUGGCUACUUGACUGCAGCUCACCCAGGUUUCAGACAAGACUCUGAGCUAUAGCCCAUCCUCACUGUAGAUUAUGUCACAGAAAUGUAAAUGGAACAAACUCUGUCACCAGCUCUGUGUAAUCCACAGCUUCGUAGUCACAAUUCUAACAGGAAACUCACCUAAAAAUCAGAUUAUUAUUUUUUUACAGUAUUUCCUAAAUAUUCCUUCAGAGUUCUCUAGAAUCACAGCGAGAGCUCCAGGCCACUGCAUCUUUUUCUUGGUUUUACAAAUGGAUGAUAUGCCAUCUGGAAUAGACCAUUAGAGAGGUACUCUGCAAGCUGAGCUUUAGAAAGCUGAGUGGCAAGCCCCAAUGACACCACCAAAAGCUGGUCAAGCAGGGAAAUGAGGGGCGUAUGUGAUUUUGUUGCUGGUGCAAGGGGUGUUGCUUUUUGGAAAUUUGGAGAGGACAGCAUAAAUAAGGUCCCAUAACUUCUUUGAGCCUUAUCACCCGUUUCUGAUGGUGUUGAAAUCCAGCCUAUGAAAGAGCAGGGAUGGUAAAUGCUCCAAAGCCCUUCCAAAUAGAUUUUCUGCCACAGGGACCCAGAUCCUGUUGCUGACAUAUCUCAAGGCCCACAGACCAGGUAGAACAGGCAUCCCCAAACUGCGGCCCUCCAGAUGUUUUGGCCUACAACUCCCAUAAUCCCUAGCUAACAGGACCAGUGGUCAGGGAUGAUGGGAAUUGUAGUCCAAAACAUCUGGAGGGCCGAAGUUUGGGGAUGCCUGAGGUAGAACAUCCUUUUGGAGCCUUGUGACAUCAAAGGUGGGCACUUAUAGCAAUAUACAUUUAAAACAACAAUUGAUUAAAGAAGAAACAUUUUGACCAUUUAGCAUUAUUAUUAUUCUGCCUACUAGCCCAGCUUAUUGGUCCCUUGCUAUUUAAUCAUUCUCCAUUACUCAAAACAUAAAACAUAUAGUAACCAUGCUACUUCCACAUUCAUUUCAAUAGACAUACAGUAGGUGCUUAUUAGCAGAGAAUAUUUUACUGAAAUCCACUCAAACAUGAGGAUAGCAACUGCUGUCUAAGUUGAUGCAGUGGUGAUAUAAUAAGAUAAUGUAAAAACUUUACUCUAUGAGCCAAAAGACGCUGGUCUUGCACAGGCCUGUAUCAAACUUAACUAAUUACUGUAUUUUACAACAUUGCCACAGCACCAGAACUUUAGGACUUAGGGACAAAUGAUCUCACUCUUCAAUACGGGCAGAAUAUCUGUCUGUCUUCAGUGCCGGCCCAGUCAAUGAAAUCCAGGUUUGCCUGAAGUUGAGGCAGGCCUUCCAAUUUAUUUCUGUGCAUAAAAUCUUCCUUAGUAUAAAAUCUAGCCUAGUCAUUGAAAGGCCAGUGAGACUACCGUAGCAGGCUAUGAAUAUGCCUAACCCUUGCAUAGCUGAAGUCAAAGAUGAAAUGAGCUUACUGGUUUUAGCCUGGUCCUGAGAGAAUUUUUGGAAACCUUUUAUGGUUUUCUGUAGCACAGCAAUAAUAAUUGCAAGAGAUUUUUGAAGAACAGAGGUAAAAUCAUUGGAGUCCUCUAUGAUUUUAUGCCAGGGCAGGGGUCUUUUGGAAGAUUGCUUUGAUAAAGGUUGUUGCAGCAUUGCGGUAGUUAGAACUGUAAGUUUUAUUUAAAAAAACCACACACUACACAACACAUAUUAGAUGCUGUAAUAUAACAGAACCAUGUGAGACUAAGUUGGGUAGCUGAAUAACAGACAAAGACUCGGGGGAGAAUUGAUCUGCAUGUGAAGGGUUGUAUCCAGUACAGUGGUACCUCUACUUACAAAUAACUCUACUUACAAAUGUUUCUACUUACAAACGGAGCUCCAUCCGCCAUCUUGGAUGCGGUUUAGAUAGGAUUUUUUCUACUUACGAAUUUUCUCCCAAUGCAUUCCUAUGGGAUUCGACUUACAAUUUUUUUCGACUUACGAAUAUGCGUUCGGAACGCAUUAAAUUCGUAAGUAGAGGUACCACUGUACUUUUUUUCUUUAAAAAAAAUGUUUGGGGUAUUCUCAUUUUCCUACUCAUAUUGAAAUACCUCAAUGAGGCCAAACUUAGAUUCACAAAAUGUUUAUGGGUAUGCGUACCCCUGCGUACUCCCAGAAAAAAGUACUGGUUGUAUCAGAGAUUUAUGACUGCAUUAUGCCAGUGGUUAGGCUUCUGUAUCUGUGUGGAGGCCUCUUCAAUAUCAUGUUGGUCUGUCAGCAUACAUCAGAAUCACCAGACAUGGCAUGGCAUCUCUAGUAGUGUUGCUUUUGUCCACCUAUCUAUAUCAGCUCUGUUUACCUUUGUUGGUCUCUGGGCAGAGGAAGUCUAGCGAUCCUACUGCCCUUUAACCUGCCUCAGCAUGACCUUGCCUAUUGUAGGAGGAAAGUCCCAGCCAUGGUGCUUGAAUCCAGGCAUAUCAGCAGUUCUCUGCUCACAUGCAAGCAGAUGGUUGCAUCCAAUUCCACCUGAACUUCCUUUUAUCUCACUUAUAAUCAGACCACAAUGCUGCUUAUUUGUAAAUCCUGUUUCUGUCAAGUUUUUCCUCUACACUUCUGGUGGCAAACUUGUCUAGGCAAGCAUCAGCAGCCUUUUCUACAUUUUUCAUUGUUUAACUAUGUUCAUCAUGUCCAUCUCAGCAAACCACAGCCCAUUAAUGGUGUAUCAAGGCCAUUUCACGGCCAGUAGUUUCUUUCCAGCCUUGCAUUUGAUCUACAUCUAGGACUGGUGCACAUGGUACAGCUACUACCUGGGAACCACCAAAAUGUUGCUUUAAGUGAUAUGGAAAGUUAGUUUUUCAGGGUUUCUCCAGAGGCAAAAUGAAACAUCUAGAAUGUAUGUGGAACUGUACAUAUAAAUGACAUGAAUGGGUUGCUUCCUACAGAUUCACAAUCUAGGGGUGGGGGGCUCAUUUGCGCUUGCCCCAUGCCUAGAAAGCCCAGGCCUGAACAGUUUUCCACUUGUCCCAUGCUUCUUAGCCAUGGGCCUGAGUGCUUUUGCCCUUGCCUAACCGCUUUCCCCUGGAAAAUCUGCCCUUUAGCAGCAAAGCAGAGCAAAACGUCAGUCUGAAGAAGACCUGAUUGAUGCUUACUCUGAUUCAGUGGUAAGGAUAAGGUUUUCCCAGGUGAAAGCAGCAGGGCAAGGACAAUUCUGGAUAAGUCCAUGGAGAGAGAGAGAGAUGGAGAGAGGGGAGGGGGAAGGAAAAGGGUCUAAGAGAGAAAAUGGACAACUUUGCACCAGGGUAAGACAAAAAUAAAGAACCCCUCACCUAAGAGUAAUAUAAAAAUACAGUUAACCUAAAUACAUAGAAGUCAAUUAGAGCACCAAGAGGAAAAAGCAAAAUAUGAGGUUUAAGUCAUUUAUUAAAAUUGAACAAACAAAUAUCAAAAAGCAGGAGACGUCUAUACACAAGUGCCAUUGGGGGUGGGGGUAGGGAGACACUAGUGCAGGUACAAGGCUUGCCCAAUAAUGAAGCUUAAAAGAUAAGUAUCUUAAGUGGUAGGGGACGAAAGAGGGACAAAUUGGUGUCCCUGGGCCUUCUGUUCACUUGCCCUGUUAUUUGCUGGCAUUCCUGUUGCCGCUGCCACUGCCAGCCACUCACCCAUCCAGCCAGCAAGGAAAGGCUCUCUGCUCCCACCUCUGCCUCCUCAUUUCCUUUCUCUAAGGAAGGCACCAGGAGCAAACCUGUGCUGCUGAACUGAUUUUCCCCAGCAGCUAGAAAUGCUGUUUAAACUCACUUUAAAAGAACUUACUAUUUUUCUCAACUGAGGAGAGCAGAGGAGGAAUACCGUACAA
This is a messenger RNA of Zootoca vivipara (common lizard), 7742 nucleotides long. It is a transcript of the gene SEPTIN3, whose product is annotated as septin 3. NCBI's taxonomy places the organism in Eukaryota, Metazoa, Chordata, Lepidosauria, Squamata, Lacertidae. Gene Ontology annotation, molecular function: GTP binding. The record is from RefSeq and is a predicted model, not a curated record.